UAAAAUGCGUUAGUACUCUCGGCCAAUCACGGACCAGCGGUGCUGUGGUUCCUGGGAUGGGGAUGGGGCGUAUAUAAAGGACAGGACAGCAGCGUUUCCCCAAUACUAGAAGGUACUUAUCCAGUGUCAGCCGAAGUCAUGUCCCGCUUAGCACUGGUCGCGGUCCUCGUCUUGGCCUCCGUCGCCACUGCUCGCAUGCCCUACCAGUUACCUGCGGACGUGGAACAGUACUUAUCGUCUCCCAUCCAGACCACCUUCUCCUGCGACAACUUACCCUACGGCUACUACGCCGACGUAGACAACAACUGCGAGCUCUUCCACGUGUGCUUCCCCGUCGCUGAUGAGAUCGGUGCCUUGGUGGAGACGGCGCACUUUACCUUCGCGUGUGGCAAUGAGACCGUCUUCGACCAGGAGUCCCUUGUUUGCUCCCACAAGGACCUCUCUUUUCCUUGUUCGGAGGCGCGAACCCUCUACGAACUCUCCAACUCUGAGUUCUUCAGGAUCCCCGAGGACAUAUAAGAUGGACUUGCCUGUUCUUCAUGAUCCAUGGGGAGAUAGGAGGUGGAGAUGCCUAUCCUUUGGGAUCGCCUAGAAGAUCUAAAAUUCAUUUAUCUCUUCAGGAUUCACUAGGAGAUCUAGAAAUCUGUUCUCCAAGAACCUCGAGGUCUAAGAAUAUUUUCUUCAGGAGCGUCAUGAGAUCUAAAAUUUCUUCAAGAAUCUCGAGAUCUAAGCAUACGUUCUUCAGGAACUCUGAGGAGAUAUAUGAUUCACUUGCCUCUUCUUCCAGACUCCUGCUACAAGUUCUGACGACAGAUAUUUCCAGCUGCUGUAGUUCAGCUUUUGACAUCAGUUUCAAUUUCAGAACCAAGAGUAUCUUUCCCUAAAUUCACUGGUUCAUUCUGUGUGAGGAGCUUCAGAUCUGAUUACCCUUAGUGUGCCUGGGUAGCAGUGCCAGUUACCUAUUUGCACCUACUGGAGCUAUGCUCGCGGUGUCCUGUCUUCAGUGCUCGCAGCUACAUAAGCAAUGCCUACUAGUGUCCCGUGUUCCAUCGAUCAUAUAAUUAUUCUGUUAAUGUCCAAUGGUUGUUGUACUAUCAUCUUCGGUGCCCAGUUCAUUGUUCAGUCACACUAUAAAAAAAAAGUCGUAUGUGUUCGUGUUUGUGUGCAGUGGGCUGCGUUUCAAAACUUAUUUGCAAAUAAAAGUGUUACAGAAAUAAUGUUUUAAUUGCAGUACUAGUUGCUUACUGGACGUCACUCGAACCCAACUCUCAGGUCAACUGUAUUCCUCAGCUUCAACUCUCAUUUGUACUAAUGUGAGAUGAGUGUUACAGAAUUAAUAACAAUUAACAAUAAGAGAAGGAUAAAUAACUUGGAAGACAUAAUAAUAUUCCCCUGGAUAUUUUUUUUUUAAUUUUGUAGAGAAUAUAACAAUUUUAUUUAGUCACCAUUUUUUUUAAUUAUCGUCAUUUUUUGGAUGCUUGCACUCAUCACGUGGAAAUCCUCCAGCAGGUCUGGAGUUUCUUACAAAUUGGUAUUUUGGCCAAGAUAUGACUUCCUGCAGGACUGGACGUCACAUCCUGGGCAUUAUAAUCUUAGAAAGCGACAUCCAUUAGUCAAGUAACACUUAUCGACAACGCAGUUAAAAGUAUUUCGCCACAGUAACAAUAUAAAGAGUGAAACUGUCACACAUCAUCAGUACCUUUGGCUAAAUUAAGCAUUUCUUGCCAAGCUGAUGAUGCGACUUGAGAUCAGUUAAAUGAUAACGGUUCCAUCCCAUAGUAUUACGGUAACGGACGUGAAUGUAUGGGCCAAAUGAUGUAUGUUCUACUAAUGAGAGACCACGGCUGACAGACCACGGGUGACAGACCAUGGCUGACAGACCAUGGCUGACAGACCACGGCUGACAGACAGGGACACACUAGCUUCCUUUUAUUUUAAUUUGUUCGUCUGAGUACCUACAUAGUUUACAGUAAACUCAUAGCUCAUCCUGUAUGCGGUAGUGCAAAAAAUACAAGAUUACGGAGAUCAGAAAUUCUCAUUAUCACUCGGUAAUCAAAGGUUAACCAGGUAUGGUACCCAGGUCUUCUUCACUUGGUAUUAUAUCGAGUUUUUCAUUUAUUUUUUUAGAGCAAAAGUUGGACGCAUGAUGAACUAUGAACUACGUAUAUCAUUUUAACAAGCCAACCAUUCACUCAUAAUAUUUUACAUUGUUUUAUUGACACCACAGUGAUGAUUUCCAUUUUACAUAUUACUAAUGAC
Cherax quadricarinatus is the source of this 2259-nucleotide messenger RNA. RefSeq names its product U-scoloptoxin(01)-Cw1a-like. Gene Ontology annotation, cellular component: extracellular region. Gene Ontology annotation, molecular function: chitin binding. Lineage: Eukaryota; Metazoa; Arthropoda; Malacostraca; Decapoda; Parastacidae. The record is from RefSeq and is a predicted model, not a curated record.